AUGAAUAAUGCAUUAAAGCACUGGAAAGAAUCUGCUACUCUGAUACUUGCAGCAGGAUCUCAGAAUGGACGUAUUGUGCCAAAAUGUAAGAAUUCAGCUCCGCGUUAUUGGCCACAAAAUCUGAAAAAGAGCUCUUUUGACUAUGAUGUUCUCCUAUUAAGGCGCAACAAGAAAAGUGGGUUCAUGCCAAAUGUUUUCGUGUUUCCAGGUGGUCUUGUUGACCCAUCAGACUUCUCCAAUGAUUGGUUAAAGGUGUUUGAAAGAAAUCAACAACAACCUAACUUUGGGCUGGGUUUGGUGAAACAGCACCCCAGUACUAGGCCUCCAAUGUUUGUCACCGACAGAACUCAGUUUGGAUCUCUGGUUCCUGGGGAGGUCGCUUUCCGGAUCUGUGCCAUCAGAGAGACGUUUGAAGAAUCUGGAAUUUUGUUGGUGGUUCCUGAGAACUUGGACGUGAAAGUCAUCCAGAACACCAUGGGGGUCUAUGAACAUGAUCAAGAGUUACUUUCCAAAUGGAGAGAGGAAGUUCAGGACAACCCUUUCCAGUUCAUCCAGAUGUGCAAAGAGAUGCGUUGUGUGCCGAACAUCUGGGCUCUAUAUGAGUGGAGCAACUGGCUGACCCCAGUAAUACCCAAUAGUUCAAGUCUCAGACGUUAUGAUACAGCUUUCUACAUUUGCUGUUUGGAGAAAAGGCCACGUACCAGUGACGACCAGAAAGAAGUCACUUCCUUCAAGGUGAGUGCAUUUUCUGAUCACGUUUACUGACCUUUCAUGAAAAGAAGGAAAUGGGUACAUUCAUACACACACUUACAAACAUGCACACAAUGACAAAUGCCUACACUCACACACAGCCCUACACACCAAUGCAGAGAUCGAUGCACAGAUUCGUACAUACAACAUGACUUCAGGCAUUCAGUGAAAGGGAAUGUGGUCACUCACUCAGCCCUGUUUACCACCAUCCCUCAUUUGCCCUGGUUCUCUCCGUGGAUCUGUCACCUGUUUUGGCUCAGUGAUUUGAAAAAAGAUGGGAAGAAAAUGUGUGUAGAUAACCAAAGGUAGAAAAUAAAAUGGUACAACCUGUAUAGUAAUUGGUGGAGUACACUAUAAAAAUUUAUAUCUAGGGGAGCAAAAAGAGAAUAUAGUGCAAUACAAGCGGCACAAAAGAGGGGUUUGGGGUUGCUAGAGAACUCACUAGAUGUUAGGAAAUUCAGGCAUGUCUCCUUCAAUAAUGGAGUAAAUCCGCUGGUGGAGAAGAUCUUCCAAAGAAACAAACUUCUUCAUACAGGUAUAUCGUCUUAGCUCAAAAUAAGGAAGGAAAAUAUAGUGCAGAUUGUAUAAAAGUAACACAUUUAUUGCACUUACAGAAUGUCAAAUGACAGACAGCACGUCUCCAUACAAGAGAUGGUAUCCAGGUUUCCAACAGAUUGCAGGAAAAAAUCCCAGGAUCACAGAUGCAAUAAAAACAAACAGAAAUAGAAAUGAAAAACAAUGUUGAUACACAAUUUGAAACAAGUGUGACCAGCAGCGGACAAAUCCUAGAGUUACAUGUGUUAUUCGUCACAAUGUUUCAUCCAUUAAGUAAAUAAAAUCCUGUUGCUUUAUAUAUUCCGAUUUGUUAUUUGAAUGUAUGAUGGAAUUAACAUCGCAUUGUGUUAUUCUCUUUGAUCUGCUCAGGUGUACUCUGUUUGUUCAUGUUCACCCGCUCACCAAAUAUCCAACCAGGAAGUACUCGGGAGCUGAAAGGUUGGGCAAGCAAUUAAUCUGGGAAUAUCUUGAAAUGAUCUGCUUGCCAAACAGUUGUCUCAGGAGGUCCAUUGUACCCCUGGCUGUAUGGGCAGUAACCCCUGUGAAGAAAUCCCUCUUUAUGUAUAAUAUUUCUUCAAUAUUCAUUCGGUAGAUAUAACUACCGAACAUAGACCACCCCCUGCUUCAAUUGAACCUUCUAUCUGUGCGGCCACCGAACGCCACGUGGCUUAGAAAACGGCGGCCAUCUUUUAUCAUGCGAACAAAGGCAGCGGGACUUGGUCGUCGAGUGUCUGGAACUAAAAUUGGACACUCGACUUCCCGAACACCGGUCUCAACAAGCGACCGCUGGAUCUCUAUUUCUCGAAUAGCUAGAAGAGCGCUAUUCUGUACUUUUGUGCAUUCGAAUGAGGGGAACAAUCGCUGCUAAGAGCCAGGGGAAUCCAUUCAUGGAAUUAUUCUUUUUUUGCCCCUUUACUGAAUAGACUGGCAAAACCACCCAAACUCCUGGAACUAUUUUUGGCAGCCACCUCAUGUUUAACUGGUCACAAAAGAACCGAUCUGGGUGAAAUUUGAAUAUGUUGGUCACCCAGAUCGGGGCCAUCAGGGGACAUUAUUUGUGGGGAUACCCCAUGUAUAAAGGGAUGUUCUGAAUAUUGGGAAAAAUUUUGAUUUUUCUGCCUGGAGAUAAUCAAGUUAUUACUUUAUCAGACUUGAUUAUCUCCAGUACUAGGGGAGGGAAUUGUAUGUUUGUGCUGUGUGUGUUUUACUGUUUUCCUGUAACUGAUUGGUUAUACUGUGUCCCUCCCUGUGGGAUGUCCCCUUGCAUGGGGACUUGCAUAAAAGUCUGUGUGUGGUCAUUAAAAACCAGUUCUGUUGUACCCUUCUUCUUGACUUCGGCUGAUGUUUGGGGAUUCGUAUGCUUUAUUAAGGGAAUUAUCUUAUAAAGCUAUUUGUAUUCGUAUGGAUUUCGUCUAUUUCAUCUACCGAACGGAGAGCUAUACUCACUGAUGCUCUGGCGGUUCGGGAGGAAACUACAGAAUGAGGAUUGAAUAUACUAGGUUUCCUUACAACCCCCUCCUAUUGAAACCACAUUUCAAAGCGAAUUUUUAUUUGCGUCAAAAUAAUGGACCUGCCAUUUUGAAAAUCAAAUUCCACUUGUUUUUACUCGUUGUUCCUACGUGAAAUUACUUCUGAUGAAUCUAACCAACACGCCAUUAUAAUGUGUAUUUGUAACAAAAAAAAAUCACUACUAACAAAUUAAAUCCUACUCUGAAUGUUGGCCCACCCUGUAUAUUUAUUGCUCGCCAUUAAUUGAACUCCUUUGUGUGAUCAGGGGUUAGGAUGAUCGUAUUAUAAUAUGACAGUCUUAGUAUAUCGUCAAUCCCUUUAUAGAAGAUGUACCAAAUCAAUUCUCAACACUUUUACUGGGUGAACUCAUUGGAUAUUUGUUUAUAUUGUUGUAGAAAGUGACAUGUCAUGGCAGCUGAAAAGGAAGGUUAGAUGAAGACGGCUGAGUUAAUAAUUACCUUGUGCAGAAUUCAUUUAAUUAGCACAUCUCUGCAGAGAUGAAACCGCGUUUGUUGUCUCUAGAUGAUUACAAAGAUUUGAAAAAUAAAAACACACACCGGGUGAUUCACUGAGUAUCAAACGCAGCCUGGAUCAGUAAAAUUUGGCUAAAAUUACCUAUAUUUACUAAAGGAAAAUCUAAGAGAAAUGUUAUUUCAGCUGAAUGCAUAUAUUUAAUUUAGUGCCAUCUGACGCCUAUUUUAAAUUCAGUAACAAACAUGGGAGUCUUAUUUUAUAAUAGAAUUUACAGAAUUUGUUACGGUGAAUCUACAGAUUUCUGCUAGCAGUCAGAGGCCAAAUGGUUGAAAUAGUAAAUAUAAAAUAACAAAUGUAAAAAAAUAAUAUAACUUUCAUAAACUUAAUAUUUUUUUUGCAAUUACAACUGGCAACUGAGUGCCUGAAAAUCUGGUUGAACCGAUCAAAUUAUCACUAUAUGUGAGUGUUCAGUUGUGUAUUUCCAAUCAUUCAGUUUCAGACUUCGAAAUCUAAUCGAUAGCGUAGAUCAGGGGUACUCAAAAGGUAAAUCACCAGAUGUUAUAGAACUACAACUCCCAUGAUGCUUUGCAUGCCUUUAGAAUGACAGAGCAUCAUGGAAGCUGUAGUUUUAAUACAUCUGGGGACAGAGGUGUAACUUGAAAUCACUGGGCCCCAGUGCAAAAAUUGCCCUCGCCCCGCCCCAAGCAUCUAAUCCCUCCCCCAUGCGUCUCAUACCCCCCUCUCUUCCCCCGCAUGCACCUCAUGCCACCAGCCUCUCCAUGUGUUAUUGCCUUCAUCCUAUCCCCACCAUAUGUGUCAUUCGCUCCUUCCCAGUAAGUAGUGUCUGUUUCUGUGAUUGUGUGUGUGUAGGGAUUCAGUAUGCAGUGUGUGUGUGUGUGUGUGUAGGGAUGCAAUGUGUGUGUGUGUAGGGAUGCAAUGUGUGUGUGCGUUGGCUGGGUAGGAUAGUGGCUGUGGGGGCUAAAAUAGGAGCAUCUGUUUUUUUUAAUAUUUAUUUUGUAAUAAAAAAAUAAAUAAUAAUAAUAAUAAAAAAAAAAUAUAUAUAUAUAUAUAUAUAUAUAUAUAUUUUUAAUAUAUCUCCCCCUCCCUGUGUCCAACCAGUAUCCAGGGAGGGGGCAGCGUUUUCCUUGGUGGUCCGGUGGUGAUGUGGAGGCUCUCUACCUUCACCGCUGCCGGAUGAAGGCUCUUGUGUGCGCGUCCUGACACCACGUGUAAUCGAACGUUGCAGUGGUUACAGUGGCAACGCUCGGAAAGCAGGGACUCAGCGCAGAGGUGAAGGCAGAGUGCCUCCUCCCCUUCCUGCUGCGCAAACUCUGCAAAGACCCAGGAGGGAGACCAAAAGAUCUCCCUGACCGGGUCUGAGUGCUUGUAAGGGGCAUGGGCUCGCAGGGCCCUCAGGUGGCAUGGGCCCCUUACAAGUGAAGUGACUGUACCGCCCGACGGGCCCACGGUCGCUGGCAUAGUAGCUGCGGCCGGGCCCCCUGAAGUGACCGCGGUAGGUACACAACUGGCUGGUGAUCUUCCUUUUGGCACCCCUGACUUAAAUGAAGACAUUUUCCAAAUACUCUAUUUUAGCCUAAAUUUGCAUAUUGGUUUCAAACCCCUGAGCGUUUAUUAAAUGAAUUUAUAGAACACUAUAGUGUGACCAAUACAUACAUGUAUUCCUAAUGCUACAGUGUUCUGUUCACUGUUUAAAUUCAGGGCCUCCUAAAUUAAAUUAAAGGGGAAAAAAAUGUAAAACUCAUAGAGGAGCAUUGGAUUGUGUGGCGAAACCAACCUUGCCACUGUACACUGGAGAAGCCUGGUUGCUCGCCUGCUCCCUUUAGACUAUGGUCCUGCAUUUUAAACUUUUAUUUUACCGGCAGAAAGGUUUAUUCGUGCCUUUCUGCGGACUGUUAAAGCCAUGCUACCCCAGAUAGCUAUGCCAUGGAGCCCAGCCGUAUACUGAAAGACUGUAUGAAAGACUUUGGCUCCAUGGCGAUUGAACUGUAUGUAUGUGAUCUGAGCGCCAUUCGGUAGUAAUGUGCACUCAGAUCUAAGCUAUCUGGGGAUAUGUAGAAUGUCUAUGUUUUAUGGAAUAAAUGUAACUGUAUGUAAUUUUAUGUCUUUUAUUGUCCUUUGUCUGCCAUGUGGUUAAUGGAGUUUUGCCUCUGUUCUUGGAGAUAAUUGGAUUACUUCACAAUUAUCUCCAGGACAGAGAGGAGGGAUUGUGAUGUAAUUGUGGGUGUGUUUUACGGUUCCCCUGUAAAUGAUUGGUUAUACUGUGUCCCACCCUGUGGGAUGUCCCCUUGCAUGGGGACUUGCAUAAAAGCCAGUGUGUGGCCAUUACAGGAGUGCCUGCUUAACCCUCAAAGUGAAGUGUCGUCUCAUUAUUGGGGGAGGAUUUAUUGUAUGCUGUUCCAGUUUGAUUGCCAGGAGUAUAAGCUGAUUGUAUGCUUUUCCUGUAAAGCUGUUUCCAGUAUUCGUGAGUUUCCUGUUCAGGAGUUGGAGAAUUCGUGUAGUUUGCAGUUCGGGAGAUUGGUGCUUGCAGUAGCUGUCUGUGCUUCUGAAAGGGGAAUAUCGCCUAAACGGUUUUAACCCCUUUUGGGCAAAACGGUCCGUUACAGAUUGGACCAGAAAAUGAAGAAGCGAUGCCUGGGGGAGGAGCGAGUGGCUGCUCCGGGUAAGUUUCGGUGCUGGAAAGAGGUAAGUUUAAACCUUUUUCCUUUUUUAAAAUUUAGAGUAACAUUGAGAACAAGAAGUGCAUGCGCAACACACUCUUCCAGUUGAAUACUCUCUAUAAUAAGCAUAGAUUGGUUCUUACAGUGGAAGUACCUCUAGUGGCUGUUAGUCAGACAGCAGCUAGAGGUGUUUAGCCCUGUGAUCUGAUCACAAUAUUGCCAUAUCUACUGAACAGAAAUGUUUUACAUUACAGGGUUAAAAUGACAGGACCACUGCACCCAGACCACUUCAUUAAGAUAGUGUAGCCUGGGUGCCUAAUUAUUUCUCUUUUAGUGGAAGAUAAAUCUUAGGCCAAAGAUCCCCUGUCUAUGAGAAAAAUCUCAGUAUAAUGAUCAGUGUGUUUCAUUUUUGCAAUUUUUGUUUUUUAGUGGUUGACCCCUCUGGAAGCUAUACAAGAAUACUUCUCUCGGAGACUCUUGAUCCCGCCUCCUCAGUUGUAUGAAUUUAGCAGGAUGUGCAACUUCAUUCAUAUUCAGGAGCUGUGCAAGUUCAGCCUCCAGCGUGCACUGGAAGGCUGCGAGCAGUGGUUGGGGAUCCCAAUAACUGUUCAAGAUGGCUAUGUAUAUACAUUACCAGGUAUAGUAUCCAUGGCUACAAACUUAUCUGCUUAUAUUCAGUAAAUGUGGCUUGUGCUGAGUUGAUAACCAAAAUGUAUGGUGGAAAUGGGAACACUGUCCAAAUUUAGUGAUGGCAUGACCCAAAUUUAGCAAGCCUCCUGACAACUCAACGUUAAGGGAUUCAGAUGUAACUUUAUGUAUUUCGAGAUACGUGCAUGGUCCCUGGAACAUACUUUCCAACUGUCCUGGAUCCAGCAGGACCUUCUCGAAUUUUGGUCCUCUUCCAACAUCCAGGGUUUGUUUCCUGGUGUCUCUCAUCUGGAGACACUAGCAAAUUGACCUCAGCAAGCACAACCCAUUCUAAGACUUGGUUGUGUUGUGCAAAGUGCGCUCAGGGUAAUAAUCCAACAUGCAGGACACAUAUAAAGCUAGAAACAAGGAAAGUCAGGUUCUGUGGAGCCACUGAGUUCAUGCUCACCAAGGAAAAUACAAAAACUUUACUGUUUCUCAUCAUAGGACCAAGGCAUAACGGGGAGCAAAAGAACAAAAAAGUAUGUGUGCAGCUAGUCACUGUGUGAUAUGUACAUUAUGCACACCUCUCUGUGUGCUGCAUAUACCAGGGGAGUUCAUUAAUAGUAGAUUGAGAUUCCUACUAUGUUACAAAACCCCAAACAAGAAUACUGAUGGGGUAAAGCAACUGCUAUCUCAGAUUAAUAAAACUACACAUCUGGAUAAUUUGUUAAUCAUUGGAGAUUUUUAACUCUUCCUAACAUUGGGAUGUUCCACUCCCACCCACCCAUUUCAGUCAUACUCACAGGGUCGAUACCAAUCGGGGGACUUUACUAUGUAACUAUGUACAGGACAGCUUGAAUGAAGAUUAACAGGCCAUAAAAUAGAUCUGUUUACCAAACCUGACGAACAUAACACUGGAAGAACCAAACACGCACCCAGAGGCAAGGACGACAAGACCCAUGACCAAGUGACAUCCUCUACCUGAGACAUACAAAAACCGAACCACUCAACCCAGAAUACUGACAUGAGGUUUCGCAAUAAACCGUAAUGAUACCAAUGAAAUGUAACGAAACUGCAAAAUAUUGGAUAUACUACUAACCUACCCCUACCUUUAUUCUGUACCUUAUACCUCACCUAAACUUGAAAAAUAAAAAAUUUAUAAAAAAAAUAAAAAAUAGAUUUUUUACUUCCAAUUCGAGCAAAAGGUCACAAAAUGUCAUGUGAUAGGAGUUGUAGCCUACUGCUUUUUAAACAUCAUGCGACAGAGGGUGCUGUAUACACCGGCCAUUAAAGGGACACUUUAGGCACCCAGACCACUUCAGCUCAUUGAAGUGGUCUGGGUACAAUGUCCCUAUUGCAGUUCCAUAGAAACUGGAAUGUUUACAUUGCAGCUCUAAGUCUGCCCUCAGUGGCUGUCUACCAGACAUCCACUAGAGGGCUUCCUGAAUUAAAACUGACCUUUUGUCCGCUAUCUGAUGCUGGAUGUCCUGACCUUCAGCGUCAGAUUUUUACCCAUAGGAAAGCAUUGAUUCAAUGCUUUCCUAUGGGUAGGUUAAAUGUAUGGCAUUUGCUGCGCAUUAGACCCUGCUCGUCGCGGAAGGAGGCAGAGCGUCGACCAAGCGCUGAGCAACAUCGGUGCUGGGAAAAGGUAAGUAAAGAAAGGGUUUUUAAUGCUUUAUUUACCGUGAGCGGGAGGCGCGAGGGGGGGAGAAAUAGUGCCAGGAAUACAGCUUUGCGUUCCUGGCACUACAGUAUGCCUUUAACAGCUGCGGGUCACAUCUAGUGGAAGUGGAUACAGUUUCAUAGAAAUACCUUGUUGACAGUAGCAAUGAAGGUGAAUUUGUAAUUCGUCUUUCUGGACCUGAUCUGGCAGGGUAAUGGCUAAAGUGUUCAUGUCCUACAAUACCAGUGUUCUUUUGGAAGAGCAUAAAAAACAUAUACAUUGAGCUAGCAAAAUGCCAUCAAAUGUAUAGAUUCUGAAAUAUAUGUUUAAGAAUGUGAUAAUCACUUCUUGGCACAGAGCUCAAUGACUAGACUUGAGCUUUGGGGAAAAUGCUUACAGGUGGCUCUCCUGCUCUGUCACAGAGCCAUUCCCCAAUAAUAAUAAUCUAGGCGUUACUUUUCUCCUACUAAUCCGGUGACAGAGAAGCCAGCAGGUCAGGGUUAUGGCUGAUGAAUGCUCUGUUUAGGUGGGUGUUCUCAAAAAAGGAAGGGACCUGUGUUAAAGGAACACGCCACACACUUAAAGUGCUUUAUCUGUGAACAGUGUGUCCACUUAUAUCAGUAAAUGUUUUUUUGGUAAAUUGGCUUGCUUUUCUCAGGCCUGCCAAACCACAGAGCUAUUCUGAAACUCCCAAAUGGCUCCAGUGCCAAUGCUAUGCCUAAAUUCUAUGGGAAUUUAGACUAUGGAAACCUGGAGUUGGAGCCACAAAUUGGGACGGUCCCUCCAAAUCAGUCUAUGUUGGAAUUGUCAGGAUUAGCUGUAAAUCCUAAUCUCUUGGGAAACUCAUUUUUAGUCAGUAAGGGUUGUUUAGAUCUGACUAGCUUUUUUUCUUUUCUUAUAAUACAUUAUACAGGGAGUGCAGAAUUAUUAGGCAAAUGAGUAUUUUGACCACAUCAUCCUCUUUAUGCAUGUUGUCUUACUCCAAGCUGUAUAGGCUCGAAAGCCUACUACCAAUUAAGCAUAUUAGGUGAUGUGCAUCUCUGUAAUGAGAAGGGGUGUGGUCUAAUGACAUCAACACCCUAUAUCAGGUGUGCAUAAUUAUUAGGCAACUUCCUUUCCUUUGGCAAAAUGGGUCAAAAGAAGGACUUGACAGGCUCAGAAAAGUCAAAAAUAGUGAGAUAUCUUGCAGAGGGAUGCAGCACUCUUAAAAUUGCAAAGCUUCUGAAGCGUGAUCAUCGAACAAUCAAGCGUUUCAUUCAAAAUAGUCAACAGGGUCGCAAGAAGCGUGUGGAAAAACCAAGGCGCAAAAUAACUGCCCAUGAACUGAGAAAAGUCAAGCGUGCAGCUGCCACGAUGCCACUUGCCACCAGUUUGGCCAUAUUUCAGAGCUGCAACAUCACUGGAGUGCCCAAAGCACAAGGUGUGCAAUACUCAGAGACAUGGCCAAGGUAAGAAAGGCUGAAAGACGACCACCACUGAACAAGACACACAAGCUGAAACGUCAAGACUGGGCCAAGAAAUAUCUCAAGACUGAUUUUUCUAAGGUUUUAUGGACUGAUGAAAUGAGAGUGAGUCUUGAUGGGCCAGAUGGAUGGGCCCGUGGCUGGAUUGGUAAAGGGCAGAGAGCUCCAGUCCGACUCAGACGCCAGCAAGGUGGAGAUGGAGUACUGGUUUGGGCUGGUAUCAUCAAAGAUGAGCUUGUGGGGCCUUUUAGGGUUGAGGAUGGAGUCAAGCUCAACUCCCAGUCCUACUGCCAGUUCCUGGAAGACACCUUCUUCAAGCAGUGGUACAGGAAGAAGUCUGCAUCCUUCAAGAAAAACAUGAUUUUCAUGCAGGACAAUGCUCCAUCACACGCGUCCAAGUACUCCACAGCGUGGCUGGCAAGAAAGGGUAUAAAAGAAGAAAAUCUAAUGACAUGGCCUCCUUGUUCACCUGAUCUGAACCCCAUUGAGAACCUGUGGUCCAUCAUCAAAUGUGAGAUUUACAAGGAGGGAAAACAGUACACCUCUCUGAACAGUGUCUGGGAGGCUGUGGUUGCUGCUGCACGCAAUGUUGAUGGUGAACAGAUCAAAACACUGACAGAAUCCAUGGAUGGCAGGCUUUUGAGUGUCCUUGCAAAGAAAGGUGGCUAUAUUGGUCACUGAUUUGUUUUUGUUUUGUUUUUGAAUGUCAGAAAUGUAUAUUUGUGAAUGUUGAGAUGUUAUAUUGGUUUCACUGGUAAUAAUAAAUAAUUGAAAUGGGUAUAUAUUUGUUUUUUGUUAAGUUGCCUAAUAAUUAUGCACAGUAAUAGUCACCUGCACACACAGAUAUCCCCCUAACAUAGCUAUAACUAAAAACAAACUAAAACUACUUCCAAAAAUAUUCAGCUUUGAUAUUAAUGAGUUUUUUGGGUUCAUUGAGAACAUGGUUGUUGUUCAAUAAUAAAAUGAAUCCUCAAAAAUACAACUUGCCUAAUAAUUCUGCACUCCCUGUAUAUUGCAUUAAAACGUGUGUGUGUGCGUGUGCGUGUGCGUGUCUCUACUCCAGCCUGGACUGUCCUUUUAACCCAUUAAAUCAGUAAUAUAGCAAUCAGUCAGGGUCAGUUUCACCUGAAUUUUUCUGUACCAUUUUGAUGAUAUUUAUUUUCCAUUUUGUAAGGACUCUUUUUUUUUUUUAUUUUGGAAUAUUUUGAGAAUGACUUUUCAAGUUAGACACCCAGCUUCCUACUCCACACUGUCAACAUCACAAAGUGCCUCUGUUUCACACAACUAUCUUGUUUCUGCAGGUGAUAGCUUGUUUCCAGAAAAUCCUGACCUUACAGGAGAGAGGCCGACGCUUCAGUCUACAAACAAAACCCUUGAAGAUUUUUCGCGAGAUGGACAACACCAUAACAGAGUCCUGGAACAAAAUAAGAUGAUGAGUUUAGAUGUUAAUAUUGAACAGAAAUACAAACAUCUCAGUCCCAUCAAAACAGAUGUUCCUUGUAACACAGAGCCAAAGAGUAAGAUGUGA
Pelobates cultripes (western spadefoot toad) is the source of this 11250-nucleotide messenger RNA. NCBI's taxonomy places the organism in Eukaryota, Metazoa, Chordata, Amphibia, Anura, Pelobatidae. The record is from the annotation of a GenBank genome assembly.